ACCACCAUCAGGCGAUUUCCGGCCACCACGAGACUCAUCCUUUUCCUCGUCACACUCAUCCUGUUCUUCGUGAAAUUCAUCCCGUUCUUCGCGAUACUCAUCCUGUUCUUCACCAAGUACUUCGCAGAUCUUUCAAGAGGAAGGAAUGAGCAAGCUAUCGGCGGCGGAUAUUGGGAAGGGCGAUAUGACCGAUUGGAUGGCGGACAUCUAUGAGGCCAAGAUGCAGAAAGCCAAGGCCGAGUUGGAGGAGAAGCAAGCUAAGGACGCGGCUAGGGCGUCAGGGAAGAAGAAGGGGACGACUCUGUCCCAGCUGAAGAAGAGAGCUGUGCCGGCUGGCUCGGAGACUCCGAGUACCUUCAAGAAGCCAAAACCCCUACCUCGCCGUCUCGUGAAGAAAGACGAGUCGAAGGUUGCUGAGGGGGGAUGCCCUGAUGACGAAGAGAUGGGCGUGGACAAGCCGUCUCUGGUGGUGGACUUGGUGGAGGACCCUCUUUCGGGAAUCCCGGCCGACGUCCGCUCUCAGAUACCGGCGGAGGUGGCCCGCCGAGCUAGGUCUUCGGGCGGUAAGUAUUAUUCGAACGUCGUUCAGACGUAUCGAGCCUCCUCUGGCAGUUCUUCUUACUCUCCGCGUCAUCCUAAGGCCAUUGUUUUUCCUAUAGCCAAAGACAAAGGGAAGGAUGCAGCUGCUGCCGAGGAUGAGAACGUACCUGCUACUCCCCACUAUUCGUCAAAGGAUAGGGCGGCUAUAUGCCGCAAGGUUUUUAAGGCCGUCCCCGCAGAGUAUGUUGCUUCUCUUCCUGGCCGCAAGACUGACGCCCAGUUUGGUGCGAUCCAGGCCACUCUUCUCGACUUGUUCUGCCGCAUGGAAUUCUGCAAGAGCUGGAAGACCCGCACUGCUAAGGAGCUCAAAGCUCAGGUGGCUGAGUCCACCCACCAUGGUGACUAUGCGUUCAAGUCCAUUGAAGAGGUCCGCCUGCAGAUGCAGACGACCAUAGACCUUCAAGCGAAGGAGGUGGCUGCGUUGAGAUCUGACAAGGCCGAGCUGCUUAAGAAGAUCUUGGCGCAGGACAAGGACAUGGUGGCAAUGGUCGAGGAGGCCAAGACAGCGGCGGCGGAAAUACGGGCGCUUCAGGACCAGUUGCGGGAGUACCCUCAGGUCAAAGAGGCGGCUGAGGAAGCCGAGCAUCUUCGUGGGGAGCUAGAGACGGCCAGAUCGCAAGUUCGCACCUUGCGUGAGCGUCUUCUGGAAUCCUAUGAUCAGGGGGAACAAGCGACCAAGGACGCUGUUAAGCACGCCUGGGAGAGCCACAUGUCAGAGUAUGAUCUUGGGUGGUUCCAGCGGCGAAUGGAGCACAGUGCCGCUGUGUUGGCUGCUGAACGUCUUGGUCAGCCGCCCCCUGAGUUUGUAUCAUCUGAUGACGAGGACGAUGCGGCCGCCCCCUGAUUUGCUUCCUUUCCUAUUUUUUUUAAAAAAUUUUAUUCAAGCGUUCCCGUGCCUAAGGGCAAAAACAAUUAUGUUGUAAAGUUUUGGCGCUGAUGGCGUCUGUAUCAUUGUGCCUGCUGAGCACACAACAAUUCUCUUUCUUUUUUCUGGUCAGGAAUUCUGAGCUACUUUCACACGCCUUUCUACGGGCGUUGUUUUAUAAGUAAAUAGGUUUUUUUGAUGUUUCUCCUAUCUCGCAUUUACUUGCUCUUCAUAAUUUGAUUAUUCCUUAAUCAAUAGGCUUAAUAGGCUUAAUCAAUAGGUAUGGUUGCCAAGGUGCAUCCGAGUGUACACUAAGCACGUUAAUGCCGCAGGCAACUGAGUAGGCGCUAGGCCCUACUUUGGUCGUCACUUUCUUUGGCGAGCGUGUCUAUAACGAUAUUGAUUGGCGCAAGUCAAUCAACAGGUAUGAUUGCCGCUAGACAUGCUCGUCAAAUGGACUGUACAGCCAAACGUUCGUGCCGCUGAACUUUUGAGCGGACAACCUUUGUUUCCAAGUGGUUGGUGCCGCUGGCAACUGAGCAUGCGCUAGGCCCUACUUUGGUCGUCACUUUCUUUGGCGAGCGUGUCUAUAACGAUAUUGAUUGACGCAAGUCAAUCAAUAGGUAUGAUUGCCGCUAGACAUGCUCGUCAAAUGGACUGGCCGGCCAAACAUUCGUGCCGCCGCGCUUUUUAGCAAGCAACCUUUGUUUCGAAGUUAAUCGUGCCGCUGAACUUUUGAGCGGACAACCUUUGUUUCCAAGUGGUUGGUGCCGCUGGCAACUGAGCAUGCGCUAGGCCCUACUUUGGUCGUCACUUUCUUUGGCGAGCGUGUCUAUAACGAUAUUGAUUGACGCAAGUCAAUCAAUAGGUAUGAUUGCCGCUAGACAUGCUCGUCAAAUGGACUGGCCGGCCAAACAUGCGUGCCGCCGCGCUUUUUAGCAAACACCCUAUGUUUCAAAGUUUGUUCAUGCCGCUGGGCUUUUGAGCGAACAACCUAUGUUUCAAAGUUGUUCAUGCCGCUGGGCUUUUGAGCGAACAACCUAUGUUUCAAAGUUUGUUCAUGCCGCUGGGCUUUUGAGCGAACAACCUAUGUUUCAAAGUUGUUUAUGCCGAUGGGCUUUUGAGCGAACAACCUAUGUUUCAAAGUUGUUCAUGCCGCUGGCACGUAUUAUGCUGUACUGGUCGGCCAGCGGCUUGCUUAUAUUAGGAGGGGAGUUGGAUAGGUGAUCAGCCUACAACUUGGUGCUAAUCUGGGCCACUUCUUAGGCUUCAAACAAUUAGUCUUGCUGAGUUUUUGCUAAUCUGGGCCACUUCUCAGGCCGUCAUACAAUUAGGCUUUGGUUAUGCAUUGGAGUGUAUAUGUUUAUAUUCAUUGUGCGAACAAUAAAUAUUACGAAACAAAUAGAGUAGUAUUAUUUAUAACUUUGCAAGGCGAAUUUAGCCGGUUACAAAAGUAAUUACUACCCUACUAUGACCAUUAGAGGCCGCCCCUUGGGCAAUGGAUCGUGGUAAGUAAGACAAGGCUUAGCACAUAUCUAGAAGAAAUAUUUCUUGAGGUUGUCGGCAUUCCAAGUGCGUGAAAUAGGGCGGCCUUGCAUGUCUUGAAUGCGGUAGGUUCCAUCUCUAACUUCAUCAUAGAUCUCGUAAGGUCCCUCCCAAGUGGGCGUCAGCUUACCUUGUUCAUUUGCUCGUCCUGUGGACUCCAUUUUUCUGAGGACAAAAUCUCCCACUUUGAGCACUCUAUUAGAGACUCUCUUGUUGUAUUCUCUUGCCAUCCUUAUCUUGUACAGCUGUUGUCUGAGCGCUGCAUUUCCUCUAACCUCGGGCAGAAAGUCCAAGGCUGCUUUCAUUGUCUCCCAGUUAGCAUUUUCGUCAUACAACAUGACUCUCAACGUUGGCUCACACAUUUCUAUGGGUAGGACAGCCUCGGCGCCAUAGGCUAGCAAGAAGGGUGUUUCACCGGUUGAAUUCUUAGCCGUGGUGCGGAUGGACCAUAAGACAUUUGGCAGCUCAUCAGCCCAUAGACCUUUGGCUUCGUCAAGCUUCUUUUUAAUUCCUUCAGAGAUAAUUUUGUUGAACGCCUCAACCUGACCAUUGGCUUGGGGUCGUCCGACUGAUGCAAAACAGGUGUGUAUACCGUGAUCUGCCAGCCACUCUUUCAGCUUAGGCGUCUCAAACUGGGGCCCAUUAUCGAAGACUAUAGCCUGUGGAAUCCCAAAGCGAGUCAUGAUGUUCUUCCAAAUGAAUGCUCUCACAUCAGCAGUUUUUAUGUUUUUGAG
This is a messenger RNA of Spinacia oleracea (spinach), 3744 nucleotides long. Its product is annotated as cytochrome P450 81Q32. Gene Ontology annotation, molecular function: heme binding; monooxygenase activity; oxidoreductase activity, acting on paired donors, with incorporation or reduction of molecular oxygen. Bases 146 to 1444 code for a protein of 432 amino acids. The transcript is spliced from 4 exons. The record is from RefSeq and is a predicted model, not a curated record. Lineage: Eukaryota; Viridiplantae; Streptophyta; Magnoliopsida; Caryophyllales; Amaranthaceae.